Molecule: messenger RNA, 730 nt
Organism: Carassius auratus (goldfish)
Lineage: Eukaryota; Metazoa; Chordata; Actinopteri; Cypriniformes; Cyprinidae
Product: apoptosis-associated speck-like protein containing a CARD
Exons: 4
Coding region: 194-517 (107 amino acids)
Biological process (GO): innate immune response; regulation of apoptotic process; inflammatory response
Source: RefSeq, a predicted model, not a curated record
UAAUAGAAAACUGCUUUCGGUUUUUCUCUGGCGCCAAGGGAACUGUACAACUUUUCUCUUUAGGUUAAACGAGUUCGGUUAAACAUCUAAAUUUUACGAUUGCAUGUUAGAUGCGGUAUAUUAAGCGUUAAAAAGUACCUGGCUGAUCGGCAUUUCAUUUUAAUUCGCGGUUCAAGGUCUGUUAUCAGACACGAUGAGCAGCUUUGAGGCCCAGUUUGUGGAUGGCCACUUCGCUGAGCUUGUUCAGAGGGUUACCUCAGUGAUGGCAAUAGCAGAUGAACUAAAGAAUAAGAAAAUGAUACAUAAUGAAAAAUAUUCAGAGAUUAGAGCAGAACAAACAGACCAGGGCAAAAUGAGAAAGCUCUUUGAAGCACUAAAUGCUGGAGGAGACAGAGUGAAAAAUGACUUCUAUUAUGCUCUGAGAAAUCAUGAACCAUACCUCUUCAAAGAGCUGGGAGGUGGUGAAGCGAUGGAUUACAUCGAUGGCCACCAGAACAACCAGCUACAGUUAAACUGAAGACCAAAGACCUCUGCAACCAAGACACGCAAACAGACAUCACUUGGAAAAUAAGAUGCAGCUGAAGAUGAAGAAAAUUCACACAUUUGAAAAUUGUCACCAGUUAUUCUCCCUAAUGUCACUGAAAACCCACCUUUUCCCAUAAUUACUUUGUGUUCAAUAUGAAUAUAUAUAUAUAUAUGUGUGUGUGUGUGUGUGUGUGUGUGUGUGACC